AUGUCGGCCAUGAUCAAGAACGGGCUGGCGGACAAUCACCCGCAGGCUCAGGAGGAGGAUGGAUGGUGGAAAGCUCAGACGGACAUUCACGUCCCGCACUACGCCUCAUACAUGAGUGAUACCAAUGAUACCAACUUCUUCCGAGCCAAGGAGUUUCUUCCGGAGCGCUGGCUGGGCACUGACCCCCAGUUCGAAGGAGAUAAGAAAGACACGCUCCAACCGUUCUCCAUGGGGGCCAGGAACUGUCUGGGGAAGAGACUGGUAUAUCACUUUGAUAUGGAGCUUUGUCCGGCGUCUAGGGGGUGGAAGGAUCAAUACACGUAUUUCCUCUGGCAUAAGCCAUCGUUGAUGGUGCGGUUGAGUGAUCGAUUCAAGGCUUAA
Aspergillus uvarum CBS 121591 is the source of this 381-nucleotide messenger RNA. RefSeq lists its product as uncharacterized. The transcript has 3 exons. The coding region runs from base 1 to 381 and encodes 126 amino acids. NCBI's taxonomy places the organism in Eukaryota, Fungi, Ascomycota, Eurotiomycetes, Eurotiales, Aspergillaceae. The record is from RefSeq and is a predicted model, not a curated record. Gene Ontology annotation, molecular function: monooxygenase activity; iron ion binding; heme binding.